Oppiella nova is the source of this 1395-nucleotide messenger RNA. Lineage: Eukaryota; Metazoa; Arthropoda; Arachnida; Sarcoptiformes; Oppiidae. The record is from the annotation of a GenBank genome assembly.
AUUAACACAAAUGCCACCAAACAGUUAGAUCAGCCAUCGUUGGGUCUCUUUGAUAGGGAUCUACUCAUGAAAGGUAUGAACGACUCGUCGGUCGCCGCUUAUUAUGAUCUGAUGGUGAAAAGCGCGGUACUAUUGGGUGGCCAACAGAAUACGGCUAAAAAGCAAAUGAUGGAAGUCUUGGAGUUUGAGACACUUCUGGCAAAUGUAUUCAUUGAAAUAACUUUAGCCAAUUAUAUAUUAUGGAGAAUCCUAUUCUCAAAGAUUGGUUCAUUGGGUGCCAAAUGGAGAAAUCUUGAGACUGAAUACGAGGCCAAAGUGGUGGGCAAACAGCGUCAGGAGCCCCGUUGGGAACAGUGUGUCUCUAUCGUGCAAUCGGCGGUUGGCAUCGGACUAAAUCUUGAGACUGAAUACGAGGCCAAAGUGGUGGGCAAACAGCGUCAGGAGCCCCGUUGGGAACAGUGUGUCUCUAUCGUGCAAUCAGCGGUUGGCAUCGGACUGUCAAACCUUUAUAUCAACAGAUAUUUUAAUAAUGACAACAAACAAAUGACUUUAGAUAUCGUAAAGAAUAUUAAAACAGAAUUUGAAGGAAUAUUACACGAAAUCGAUUGGAUGGAGACAAACACAUUAAGCCAUGCAUUGGAUAAAUUACAAAACAUGGAACUCAAAGUAGGCUUUCCCUCCGAAUUGAUGGACGACAAGAAAAUUAACAACUAUUAUAAAGAUCUACACAUAACUAAAGACAACUACUUUCAAAACCGUAUCAAUACUUACAAGUGGUUAACAGACUAUCAAUUCAAUCAACUCCGAGAACCUAACAACAAAAAUGAUUGGCGCAAAUACGCUGAGGUGACAGAAGUGAACGCCUAUUACUUCCCACAGGAGAACGCAAUGGUCAUACCGGCCGGCAUUCUUCAGGGGGUCUUCUAUAACAAGAAUAGACCGAAACAGUUUGACCUGAAGGGUCAGGUGAACAACUGGUGGGAUGAGUCUACGGAUCAGAAGUUCAAACUGAAGUCCCAGUGUAUUAUCGACCAAUACAGCAACUACACCGUGGAUGCCGUUGCCAUGAAUCUGAACGGAAUCAAUACUCAGGGUGAAAAUGUGGCCGACAAUGGGGGCAUUAAGCAGGCGUUCAGAGCCUACCAGACCUAUGUCAAGAAUAACGGCCCUGAACAAAUACUACCGGGACUUAAAUACAGUGCGGAACAGCUAUUUUGGAUCAGUUAUGGCAUACAGUCGUGCAGUAAAGAGAGUUCAGAGCACUUGAAGCUUAUGAUUGAAAUCGAUGCACACAGUCCAAACAAAUACUACCGGGACUUAAAUACAGUGCGGAACAGCUAUUUUGGAUCAGUUAUGGCAUACAGUCGUGCAGUAAAGAGAGUUCAGAGCACUUGA